Malus domestica (apple) is the source of this 4634-nucleotide messenger RNA. RefSeq lists its product as uncharacterized. The record is from RefSeq and is a predicted model, not a curated record. NCBI's taxonomy places the organism in Eukaryota, Viridiplantae, Streptophyta, Magnoliopsida, Rosales, Rosaceae. Gene Ontology annotation, molecular function: microtubule binding.
AGCCUUUUGCCGCUCGUCGACCCUUUGAAAAAUUGAAGAUCCACAAACAAAUAAACAAACACUUUGCACACUCCAUUACUCUACUCUGCACACCCAUUUGAUUCGACCAUUUCUUCCACCCGUAACAACUUCCUCCGAUCAUUCGAUUUUUCUAGAUAUCCAGAGAGAGAGAGAGAGAGAGAGAGAGAGAGAUGGAGUCCGACGUCCCACUCAUCGAAAUCGCAGGAGAAGACGACUCGCUGCUUCAAUUGACCCACGGUGACACCGUUUCAAGCAGCAGCACCAGCAAAAUCUCCAAAGACGACGCCUUUUUCUUCUGCUCGCCUCUCCAAACCCGCAGAUCCAAGCCACUCGAAGGUGUGGUGGUGAGUGAGAAUUCCAAAAAGCCGAGUUCUACGCUUUGUAGAGAGAAUGCGAAUGCAAAUAAAGAGAAUACGGUUGCAAAUAAAUUAGAAGAGCAAAAACUCAGCCUCCUGCCGCAGCAAAUGAAGAGGAAGAAGAAAGGGGGUGGAUACAAUUUGCGCAAAAGCCUUGCUUGGGAUCGAGCCUUCUUUACCGAUGAAGGUGUACUAAAUUCCGAGGAACUAUCCAUGAUUAGCGGGAAUGCAAAUUCUAAUGGGUUGUUGUCAGUUAUUGAGGAAGACACAAAUAGCAUUACUGAUUCAGCAGAUCUACAUGUUAUUGAAGAAAAUUUAUUCAAGGUUUUGCCGGAAAGUCCUUCAAAUAAGAAGGAUAGGACUGUUGGUGGCAGUCCAUUACCAAAGCAUGACUCGUCAGCUAAAGAUAAAGUAGCACCAGGUUCCGCGGUUAGAAGUGGCUCAAAACGCAGUGGUUGCCCUCGACCUGUGGCCUCUUCUUCUGUUAAAAGGCCUGCGAAUGUGAAUACCAUGAAAUCACCAAUUAAAGAACCAAAAGUUUCUAAAAUACCGGUUCCAAGACCAGAUACCUGUCUGCUUUCUAGGACUUCCAAGAAUGUUACAGUUGGUGCAAAUGAUUUAAAGCGGAAUCAGAUUGCUCAUCCUGCAGUGAAAUUGAACAACACCAAAAGUGGGCCAAAUAAUGUGAAAGUCACUCCUAAUGGAAAUUUUUUAACUUCCAAAAGUUCUGUUCGACAGGCCAGAAGGAAUGUGGCCAGCUUGGUGAAGGGUUCUCCAACCAAAAUAUCCUGUCCACCGACUUUUGAAGCAAAUAAGGGCUUAGAGGGGAUAUCAAAACAAGCAGUUCCUUCAAAUGGUCAUGCAGCAUAUGGCCUUGGUGACAGAUCCAGAAAAACUGCAGUUCCACAUAUGAUUCCAAAGCAAGCCCUUCCUUCUAACGCUCAUGCAUCAUGUGGCCGUAAUGAUAGAUCCAGAAAACCUGCAGUUCCUGAGGUGAACUCAAAACAAGCACUUCCUUCGACCAAGCAUGCAUCAUAUUGCUGUGAUGACAGAUCCAGAAAAACUGUAGUUCCUCUCCCUCUUUCUGGUGUGGUACAUCCUCGACCCCCAACAUCAAAGCCAUCAGGUUUGCGGAUGCCAUCACCAUCGCUGGGUUUCUUUCAUCAGCCAAAACCUUCUUCUUUGCCUAGUCCUUUGAAGACAAGCUCUCAAUCAUGCGUUAUUCCUAAUUUGAGGCAAGCGGGCCCUGUAGAUCCAAUUCAUGAAUUUCAGCUGCCCUCUUCAGUUGGGGAAAAGCAAAAUGUGACCAUGGAUGGCACAAUAACGGGAUAUAAUGAUGUCACAAUAACAGGAAAGAAUGAUGUCCAUUGCUCAAGUUUGGAUUGCUCCGUUUUAUCUAUUGUGAACCCUGCCACAAAGAGGAUAGUGGAAUCAUUCUCGUUAGUAACAGAUAUGCAGAAGGCAGAUCUGAAGGUUAGGUCUAGCUCAAGUAAUUGUGAUAUGACAGAUAAUAAGCAGAAGUUCGAUAAAAUUCCUGUUCAUGAAGACCAAAUAUCUAUGGGACAAGCAGAACCAUAUAUUACCGAAAAGGUUGUUCACAUGGAAGAGGUAGAAUUUCAGAGGAAUGAGGAUAAACUUCUUUCACAGAGGGGAACCUGUGAACAGUUGGAUGAAGAUGAUAAUAGCAUGAAUGUUGCUUUUGUACUUCCUCCAAAAAUUAAAGAUACUGAUAAAUCGCAGAUUACAUCCCACCUUAGUUCCACGGUGAAAUUUCCUGGUGUUUUUGGCAGAGUCAUAACCGACCAUCAACUUCUUGAAGACAAACCCAUUGUUUCUCCCCAGAAGAAUUGCUGUGUUUUUUCAAAGUCCAAGUCUGAAGAUGCUAGUUCUGUCAAUAGUACUUCAGUAUCAUACGUUGAUCAGUCUAGCGGUGAUCGUGACAAUAAAUUGCAUGGGGAACAAGGUGAUCUGUCUAAACCUUUGACCUGUGAAGGAGAUCAAAUGGUAUGGGAAAAUAGUGGUAGUUUCACCAAGGAAUGUCAAACUUCUGAAGAGAUGCAGACCUACAGUUGUGUGAAGGUUGCAGAUGUCAGUCCAAAAGUCCAAAAUUCUAGUGCAACCGACUCUGAUGCUUUGUGUGACUCUGGAUUUGGUGACCGCUCAAAUAAUGGUGGUACAUUUGACAAAAUGAGUGAGAACCCACAGGAGGAAGAUGCACAAAUGCUGACUCUAAGUGGAAGAUUAACAGAUGAAAUGGAUGACGCUGACUGGAGGACUUCUGCUUCAGAUAAUUGUCAAUUGGUGAAAACUGAUUGUGGAAACAAAAAGCCUGAACAGCUAGACCUUUCAAAUUCCUGCUAUACCGGAGAACAGGUUUUCCAGGAAAAUAUAUUGCGCUUAGAUGAUUAUGUAUUGGAUGGAUUCAGUACUAUCCCUGAAGAAUCCCGGCAGAAAAUUGCUCUUCAAUGUGUUGAUUUAAAAGAAACACACGGAACUGGUGCCUGCAGAAAUGAAUCAGAAGUUUCUAAAACCCUUUCUCUAAUGCCACUUGCUAUGCCAGAUUGCAGGUCCAAUGGGGCAGCAAUAGUGGAGUCCCAGGACAAUUUUGCUUCAGUGUUGGAAGACAAAGCAAUGGUUGAGAGUUACAACCUUGACUCUAGGAAUGACUCUCAGCUUAAUUGUCAAGAUUGUUGUUUGGAGUUGGAGAGUGUGGAUGAAGUUCAAGCCAUAGGUGAAGUGACUGCUAUGAAUGCCAGUUUCUUGAAAAGUGGAGAUUUCACGUCCCAGCUAAACCUGAAAGUGCUAUUUCAAGAUACUUCAGUAGAGCCGAAUAAUUUGAUGGGUGAUAAAAUCAAUUUCAGUGGAGAGGAAAUUAGUGUGAUGAGUGCACGUUGCUUAAAUGCAGAAGAUAGAAUACUGAAUCAGAGUCCAGAGGUUCAUGUGAGUUCACUUGAAGGUAGAGAAUCUUUUGAAGAGCCCCUUACAGAUAACACUGGAAAUUGUGCAGAUAUCAGCUCAAAAGUGAACGAUUUAGGUGGAAGUGGGUCUCAAAGUCCCCAUGGUUUAUCUAAGCAUAAAAUCUUGGAUGAAGAAAAUAAACAAGUUGAUGAAGGUAGUGACAUAAUUAAGGAACUAGCUCUUGGAGAUCUGCGAGAACAUACCUCAGUCUCAAACUAUGCAUGCUCAGCAGUUGUUAAUAAUGUAUAUGAAGAACUAGCUGGAUGUCCUGAGCUUCAUCAUCCAAAUAUUGAUGUUAUACGAGUGUCCCAGGAUAUUAACCCUGGGUCUUGUUUGAAUGGUACUUUGCUUGCAAACAACAGUUCCUGUAAGGAUUUUGUGGAAACUGUACACGAGGUUGUUUUUAAUGACUAUAAUGCUUGUGGAAGUGAAACAAAGAGUUCCAAAGUAGGACCAGCAAUGCAUGACUGCACACCUGAUUUGGAAGAAAAGGCUGACUACUUACAGAUGGAAGUUGCAGAGGGUUUCAGUCAUGACUAUAAGCUAAGCAACCAAGCUGCUUCUCUGGAGGCUGAUUCGUGUGCAACAGCCACCACUGGAGAAACUUCAGUGUCAACUUUGGCAUUAAAUGCCUGGGGAGGAGAAUUAUGCUCAUCUGUCAUUUCUGAUCGAACAUCAUCAAGUGGAAGUAUUCUGCAGGAUAAUGAAGUUAAUGCACUGAAAGGCAAUUCAGCAGAGGAAUCCGAAAUUGAUUUCAAUAAUCAUACUUUUAACAGUGAACUGCAGCAUGAAUUAGAAGAUUCCUUGCACCCCGCAGAAGAUAAGGAGGCUACAAACGAGCUUAAGAAAUCUGGGAGUGAUAGGAAGCCAGAGGGCCUUGUAAUAAAGCCUCCAUCAGAUGCUGUUCCAUUCUCUGACGAAUGGUUAGCUGCACUUGAAGCAGCCGGAGAGGAAAUUUUGACAAAGAAAAGUGGCGCUGUACAAAAUUCACCCCCCAACAAAUCUCAACCUCAACUGGGUCCAUGGUCUCCGGUGAAGCGAAAAGCUAAUCAAGUAAUCGGACCAUUCGAUUGUACAAAACAUACCAACAACGUCCCCUCUACUUCUCAAUAACCUUCGAGCGUAAGAGGAUUCCAUCCGCCUAAUCAUUCCAUGCCACACUAACUAUUUCGCACCAUUCUUUUUCUUUGAUCCUCUCCUUUUGUUGUAGUGACUAGCUAACUAUCUAUACAGACAUUUUCCACAUUUUCUUGUUCUGAAAACAUUCAAAAUCUAGAAAUUGUUUCAUUUCUUACCUUA